Molecule: messenger RNA, 654 nt
Organism: Salvelinus sp. IW2-2015
Lineage: Eukaryota; Metazoa; Chordata; Actinopteri; Salmoniformes; Salmonidae
Source: RefSeq, a predicted model, not a curated record
AUGUUCCAGUGUGGUGCCAGUGUACCAGUGUGGUGCCAGUGUUCCAGUGUGGUGCCAGUUUUCCAGUGUUGUGCCAGCGUUCCAGUGUGGUGCCAGUGUUCCAGUGUGGUGCCAGUGGUCCAGUGUGGUGCCAGCGUUCCAGUGUGGUGCCAGUGUUCCAGUGUGGUGCCAGUGUUCCAGUGGUGUGCCAGUGUUCCAGUGUGGUGCAGUGGUCCAGUGUGUGCGUUCCAGGUGGUGCCUGUUCCAGUGUGUGCCAGUGUUCCAGUGUGGUGCCAGUGUCCAGUGUGGGUGCCAGCGUUCCAGGGUGGUGCCAGUGUUCCAGUGUGGUGCCAGUGGUCCAGUGUGGUGCCAGUGUUCCAGUGUGGUGCCAGUGUUCCAGUGUGGUGCCAGUUCCAGUGUGGUGCCAGUGUCCAGUGUGGUGCCAUGUGUUCCAGUGUGGUUGCCAGUGUUCCAGUGUGGUGCCAGCGUCCAGUGUGGUGCCAGUGUUCCAGUGUGGUGCCAGUGUUCCAGUGUGGAGGCCAGUGUUCAGUGUGUGCCAGCGUUCCAGUGUGGUGCCAGCGUUCCAGUGUGGUGCCAGUGUCCAGUGUGUGCCAGUGGUCCAGUGACUGUAGCUACGCUGCUAAAAUCUCAGUUAGGUCCCUGACCACUCUGUGA